This is a messenger RNA of Sycon ciliatum, 1553 nucleotides long. RefSeq lists its product as uncharacterized. Lineage: Eukaryota; Metazoa; Porifera; Calcarea; Leucosolenida; Sycettidae. The transcript has 3 exons. Bases 274 to 951 code for a protein of 225 amino acids. The record is from RefSeq and is a predicted model, not a curated record.
GAGAGUAGAGCCCCGGCCCGGGGCAGGCUAGAUAUCCACCAAACCAACACGAAGCUUUACUUACAUGUUGUUAUGACUGUAGUCUUUUACUUUUUUAGUACAUGUACAGACACUCGUGAAUAAACAGUAUUGUUUUUGUAGGGGCACCCUGGGCAAAGCAUUCUUGAAGUCACUACUCGUCCUGUCCAGUUGGUGUGAGUGGGAAGCGAGAGGUAAACAAACCUCAGAGUGCUCUGGAAGAAGGAAGCCGCAUCGAGCCGAAAACUCGACACAAUGAAAUCAGUGACGGGAACCGCUCGCGGCAUGGCCGUGGCCGCGCUGGUUUUCACCACGCUGGCGCUCAUGGACGGUACGGCCACUCAGCUUCUCCACAGCUGGGCAGACGCCAGCAUCAGCGAUCCGCUCAGCGACGAAAUGGUCAAGCUACUGGACGCGGGGCUCUGGGAGGUGUGCGCCACCGACAGGCUCAUGGACAUUGCCGAAAUUCCGACGCGCUGCUACGCGGUGAAUGGAACCGAUCUCGUGUAUGUGAAGGGAGCAAGCCUCGGGAGCCUGCUUCUCGGCCUGCUGGCUUGGAUAGCCAUCAUUGGUGCGUUCACCAGCACAGCCUCUCAGCUACUGGCAGCUACCUUCAGCUUCCUGCAGUGCGCGGCCAUGUUGGGAGCCACUGGGCGCUUCACCAAUCUGGUGAGCACACACGAUGGCCUGUCCUUCCUGCCCAACCUGAAGGGCACGCCAAUACUGCUAAUAGACGACUUUGGGCCCACCGUAUCCUACGGCUAUGCGUUCUACUUUGCCUGGUCGUCCGCUGGCCUAGCUCUCAUCUCAACGUUGUUCAUGGCGUUUGCCGCCUGCGUCUCGGCGCGUGCCAAGCAAGCACCGAAUCAGUACCAGCUGGUGGAGGUACUCAAGCCCAACGAGCCAACCCCACCGGGUAUUGACCAGGCAUGAACAAACAAUUGGCAUGGUGCUUCCACAGUGUAGCAUAGUUGCAUUGCCUCUUGCUUCGCCUCUCCCAGCACUAACCAACAAUGUAAACUACGACUUUGCCUCGCAUACACUUGUAGAGCUAAGGUCGGCCCGCACCUAUCCUCAUCAUAGCCAACAAAUUUCAAAUAUAUAUCAUAGCGUUGGUGAUGCUGCGGGCUUGGUUUUUUCAACGCUCUCUUCCGCUCUCUGCUGUUCUAUCCCUUUGAAUUCUGUGCAUAGUGCCAUUAGUGGCAUUGGCCAAGAUCAAUUUUUCACAUUGGAUUCCUAGACCGCAGCAACUCUGGUAGUCUAUUUUACUUCAUUUACUUGAAACUGCAGGAAAUAGCAUUAGGAAUAUUACGUUGUUGCUCCAAACUAUACUGUUUUGCCACUGGCCAGUGUUCAAAUGCCAGGCCCAGAACCCGCUCCUGAGGGGUGAUGCGGGCCCCCGUCUGAUCGCCUUCAGGGCCGAUGAUUUCACCCAUGCCCAAUUUCAGUGGCAUGGAAGGGUGCACUGCACCUCUAGCUCUCCGCUGCAUCAUAAUUAUAAUUAUCAGAUCGAGUAAUUUUAUCUAGUUGACUCA